GAUGAGCAUGAGACACACCCUCACUGACACUUGUAUGGGAUAAUGAGCUACUAUGACAAAGGAAAAGAGCCUGAAGGACCAGGAAAAUUUGUUGCUUUUGAUCAUGUGACUUUUUGGGUUGGAAAUGCUAAGCAGGCUGCAUCUUAUUAUUGUGUAAGACUUGGUUUUGAGCCGUUUGCUUACAGAGGCCUUGAGACAGGAGAGAGGAACGUAGCUUCACACGCAAUCAGACAGAAUAAAGUUAUAUUUGUGUUCCAGUCCCCAUACAAUCCAGUGGAGACUGAAAUUGGUCGUCAUCAGAUGAUAAGAGGAGAUGGAGUGAAGGACAUUGCCUUCUCUGUUGAAGACUGCAGGGCUCUCUUUAAGGUUAGGGGAAUAAAAUGAGUAUGUAUUUGAUAAGAGAGCAAG
Amphimedon queenslandica is the source of this 408-nucleotide messenger RNA. RefSeq names its product 4-hydroxyphenylpyruvate dioxygenase-like. Gene Ontology annotation, molecular function: 4-hydroxyphenylpyruvate dioxygenase activity. The coding region runs from base 43 to 384 and encodes 113 amino acids. Gene Ontology annotation, biological process: L-tyrosine catabolic process. Lineage: Eukaryota; Metazoa; Porifera; Demospongiae; Haplosclerida; Niphatidae. The transcript has 5 exons. The record is from RefSeq and is a predicted model, not a curated record.